Molecule: messenger RNA, 1551 nt
Organism: Dermatophagoides pteronyssinus (European house dust mite)
Lineage: Eukaryota; Metazoa; Arthropoda; Arachnida; Sarcoptiformes; Pyroglyphidae
Gene: PIG-U
Product: phosphatidylinositol glycan anchor biosynthesis class U
Biological process (GO): attachment of GPI anchor to protein
Cellular component (GO): GPI-anchor transamidase complex; membrane
Source: RefSeq, a predicted model, not a curated record
GUUGUUGAUGCAUGCAUGUGGCCGGCUCAUUAAAUACGUUAAUCAUUUCUUCGAUGUUCAUUGUAUAAUUCAAUGAUUUAUUGAUUUUAUGAUGGCAUUCGGGAAUUGGAAAUUAAUAUUUGUCAUUGCUUUGGGAGUAUUUCUUCGUUUUUCAUUUCGUUAUAGUUCCUAUUAUGGCGAGAUAUCGAAACGCGUUGAAGUAUCAUCGCCAGUAUCUGCUUGGAUCAGAGUGGUUGAAGGUGUCAAACUGAAACAACUAAACAUUCAACCAUAUGAUGGAAAUACAUUUCAUGAAUCGCCAAUAUUUCUUAAUUUUUAUCAAUUUAUAGUCAAUAAUUUAAGUGAAUUUCAAAUUGUCAUCUUUUUCAUUCUAAUCGACAUGAUGACAGCCUUCAUUCUAUCAAAUGUAUCAAUCAUGCAGUUAAAUUCAAUGAAAAUAAUCGAGAAGAAUCGAUUGAAGAUAUAUUUGAAAGAUAAUGAUGAUAAGAAAUCAUGUGAAAAACUGUUCAUCAACCCAGCUACUAUUUAUGAUUGUGCUGAAUGGAUAAUCUGGAUAUACGCCUUGUCACCUUAUUCUAUUCUUCCAUGUGUCGCUCAGUCCACACAAGUGUUACAGAAUUUUUUAAUCUCAUUAAUCAUGUUAACGGCUUCUAAUGGACAAAGAUUUUUGUCAUUUUCACUUCUGGCCCUAUCAGUUGUCAACACAUUUUAUUCACUUAUAUUUUUGCCGCCUGUCAUUUUAAUUCUCGAAAAUUCGGCGAAAAAUACCGAUGAUUCCAAACCACAACAAUUGACCAUUCGAUUGAAAUCACUUGUUUAUUCCCUGUUCAUUUUUAUGGCCAUAUUAAUUUCAUUUUUAUUGCUUUGUUUAUGGAUCGAAAAUGGAUCUAUUCAAUUUAUUCAUUCUACUUAUGUUUUUAUGUGGACCGUAUCAGAUUUAACACCAAACAUUGGUCUUUUCUGGUAUUUUUUUGCCGAAAUGUUUGAUCAUUUUCGAACGUUUUUCAUUUGGGUUUUUCAAAUCAAUUAUUUCCUUUAUCUAAUACCAUUGACAUUGAAAUUGAAUGAAAAUCCAUAUUUUUUAUUCAUGAUUACUUUGAUAAAUCAUUCAAUUUUCAAGCCAUAUCCUACCGUUUCAGAUUUCGCUCUAUACUUAUGUAUGCUGCCACAAUGGAGUCAUUUGUUUGAAUAUAUGAAAAGCACAUUAGUGGUUUCUGGUACAAUAGCAACAACCAGUGUAUUAGCUCCUAUUCUCUGGUAUCUAUGGAUCGUAUUAGGUACUGCAAAUUCAAAUUUUUACUUUGGUAUAACACUUGCCUUCAAUAUUGGACAGAUUUUUCUCCUCACCGAUUUGAUAUUCGCUUACAUUAAAAGGGAAUUUUAUUUCAACAAUAUUGAACUUUAUAAAAUUUAUAAAAAGACCGGAAAAUCUCUGCCUGUUGAAUUAAGAUAUAAUUGAUCAUUGUCAUUCAUCUCACAAUCAAGGAGGACAGAAAAUUGAUUUUCUGUAAAUAAAUCUUUAUUAUAAAAUCAUCGAAUAAAAAUGAACGU